CCGAUAUUUUAUAUAAACAGGGAUUAAGGCUUGCAUGGAAGCCAUGGAACCUGUUGAUGAAGUUCAAUAUGAAAUCAAUACGGACAUACAUGGAAUCAGGAAUGGUCCUCAGUUAGGAAGGCUAAGUAUCCUUAACAAGAAAACGAAGCUUUUCAAUGGGUUCACAUUCUAUUUCAUGGGAGAAUUUAUGUCUUCAUAUGAAGGAUAUCUGCAAGAUCUAGUUGUUGCUGAUGGAGGAACAGUUCUACAAAGGAAACCCAUUUCAAGACCAGGGAGGAGUAUUAUCUGAGACUUCUAAAUCAACUACUUU
Molecule: messenger RNA, 310 nt
Organism: Telopea speciosissima
Lineage: Eukaryota; Viridiplantae; Streptophyta; Magnoliopsida; Proteales; Proteaceae
Product: protein BREAST CANCER SUSCEPTIBILITY 1 homolog
Exons: 2
Coding region: 35-289 (84 amino acids)
Biological process (GO): negative regulation of fatty acid biosynthetic process; double-strand break repair via homologous recombination; positive regulation of transcription by RNA polymerase II
Cellular component (GO): BRCA1-BARD1 complex; plasma membrane; BRCA1-A complex
Molecular function (GO): ubiquitin-protein transferase activity
Source: RefSeq, a predicted model, not a curated record